UGAAAAUUGUGUUUGUUCUGUUUUUGUUUUUUGGUAUUUAUUUCGCUAUGAAUAAGGAAGAAAUUUUAACGGACACGCGUCCAGCUUCACAAGAGCUGCACAGUCCUGCGCGCCAUUGUUAUACACCACCGCCGCCGCCUCAUGGCCCGGCCGCCACAUCUGUGGCGCCACCGGCAGCUGGCAUAGGGGCACAGACAACGACGCCGAGUCGCCUGCUCAGCUGGAAUCACAGUGCAGCCGCAGCGGCCGCCGCGGCAGCAGCAGCCGUUGCCUCCAAUCAUCAGGCGAAUGCAGCGGCUGCGGCUGCAGUCGCCGCGGCAGCGUCGGCAACAGCUGCUGGUCAAUCGGGCUCAAUCGGGGAUCAAUCGGGCAUGGCACGGCUCAAGGGCCAGAACCUGGGACUCAUCUGUGUGGUGUGCGGCGACACGAGCUCCGGCAAACACUACGGCAUCCUCGCCUGCAACGGUUGCUCGGGCUUCUUCAAGCGCAGCGUGCGACGCAAACUCAUCUAUCGCUGCCAGGCGGGCACCGGCCGCUGCGUCGUCGACAAGGCCCAUAGGAACCAGUGCCAGGCAUGCAGGCUCAAGAAGUGCCUUCAAAUGGGAAUGAACAAGGAUGCGGUGCAAAAUGAGCGACAGCCACGAAACACGGCCACUAUACGGCCGGAGACGCUGCGGGAGAUGGAGCACGGCCGUGCGCUGCGAGAGGCUGCCGUAGCCGUUGGUGUUUUCGGACCCCCUGUGCUACUGUCGCCGCCCUGCUACGGCUCUGGCCUGCUGCCGCCGCCUUCUCUGGGCAGUCUGCCAACGGGACGCCUGCUGCACCACAAUCAUCUCAGCUCCUCCAUGCAGCUGGCCUCGAACCACAUGACCCAUGCGAGCAGCUUUCCCAUGUUCAAUGCGGCCGCUGCGGCCGGACUGCACCACUCGCCCAAGGACAAGAUGGGCGGCUAUGGGGUCUCCAUGGAGCUCUCGAGCAGCGGCAACAUCUCUCACUCCACCAACUCGAGCAGCAAUCACAGCAUCGAUCCCAGCUCACCAGCGCCAGAUGCCACAAGAGAGGAGAAGAACAAUGCCGGUGGAAGCGUCUCCUCCAUAAGCUCCUCCAGCCCAACGCCAGAGAAUGAUAAUGAUGACGACUCGAUAGACGUGACCAACGAUGAGGAGCCCAAUACGGGCAGCAGAUCCGACUCCAGCUUCAUAAUGCCCCAGUUCAUGUCGCCCAAUCUCUAUGCGCAUCAGCAUGAGACGGUGUACGAGACGAGCGCGCGGCUGCUCUUCAUGGCCGUCAAGUGGGCCAAGAAUCUGCCCAGCUUCGCAAGGCUUUCGUUUCGCGACCAGGUCAUCCUGCUGGAGGAGUCCUGGUCGGAGCUGUUUCUGCUGAAUGCCAUUCAAUGGUGCAUUCCACUCGAUCCCACGGGCUGUGCCUUGUUCUCGGUCGCCGAGCAUUGCAAUAACUUGGAGAAUAAUGCGAAUACAGACAAUUGUGUUAGCAAAGAGGAGUUAGCUGCCGAUGUGCGUACACUGCACGAAAUCUUCUGCAAGUACAAAGCGGUUCUCGUGGAUCCCGCUGAGUUCGCUUGCCUCAAGGCGAUCGUGCUCUUCCGACCCGAAACCCGAGGCCUCAAGGACCCAGCGCAGAUCGAAAAUUUACAGGAUCAAGCGCAUGUUAUGCUCUCGCAGCACACGAAAACUCAAUUCGCCGCUCAAAUCGCUCGCUUCGGUCGUCUGCUGCUCAUGCUUCCUCUUCUUCGCAUGAUCAACUCACAUAAGAUCGAAUCGAUCUUCUUUCAGCGAACCAUAGGGAAUACGCCCAUGGAGAAGGUCCUCUGCGACAUGUAUAAGAAUUAGUUAAUAUUGUCACUUAAGUUUUUACUAUUGUCUAAUUUAAAUAAAUAUACGCAUAUGUUUUUUGU
This is a messenger RNA of Drosophila arizonae, 1915 nucleotides long. It is a transcript of the gene Hr51, whose product is annotated as photoreceptor-specific nuclear hormone receptor 51. Lineage: Eukaryota; Metazoa; Arthropoda; Insecta; Diptera; Drosophilidae. Gene Ontology annotation, biological process: regulation of DNA-templated transcription. Gene Ontology annotation, molecular function: sequence-specific DNA binding; zinc ion binding; DNA-binding transcription factor activity. The record is from RefSeq and is a predicted model, not a curated record.